Chlamydomonas reinhardtii is the source of this 5074-nucleotide messenger RNA. RefSeq lists its product as uncharacterized. Gene Ontology annotation, molecular function: hydrolase activity, hydrolyzing O-glycosyl compounds. The transcript has 16 exons. Gene Ontology annotation, biological process: carbohydrate metabolic process. The coding region runs from base 726 to 3947 and encodes 1073 amino acids. The record is from RefSeq and is a predicted model, not a curated record. Lineage: Eukaryota; Viridiplantae; Chlorophyta; Chlorophyceae; Chlamydomonadales; Chlamydomonadaceae.
CCACACACUUCUCACUUCUAAAGCCAACGGUGGUGCCCUGGCCUGACAGGACUUGGGGCGAGAUAUAAAGCUAGGCCUCGACGCCUCGUGCACUGCACAGGCUCGAAGAGUGAACCCACAUCGAAACCAGCAAUGCAUGCAGGUGUGCAACGCUUCGGCUGCCAAUCGGCUGCAAUAGCCCGGUGUCGUCUAGACUAGCCAUCUUCAAAGGCAUGUUGUUUGGUGCAUUGCAAAGGAGCCGCCCCAGCGCGAUAGGCCACCUUCGAGCCGCCAGCCCGUGUUCCUCAGCAUUGUAUCUGGCGCCCUUACGGCCACGCGCUUGGAGCCCAAGCCCUGCUCGAAUGCCAUCAGUGCCAGGACGGAUGUGCAUGCAUAACGUGUUGGGGCCGGGUCCACAUUGCGCAAGUGAACUUCUUAAGCACUGCAAUCUGAGCUCCCGCAAUGGCAAGCAGAGCUCCCAGCGAUGCGCACGCGCCCUCCGGCGCACCUUCAUGCGCGACUGCGCAGCUGCCCCCGCCGUACACUGUGCGCGUUCCGAUCCGCCGGAGUAAAUAGUACGUCAUCCAUUGUUCAGAGGUUAAUAACUGCAUACGUUUCACUUCUAGCAGCUUGAACAUAGGAAACCUUCGAGGUUUUGCGACAACCGCAAAUCCCACCCGCGCGCCGCUGCGGGCCUCCUAAGUUGGGCUUAUAUAGGUUGAUAAGUUACUUAAAGGAACCCAGACAUGCGGUCGCCACUUCUUCUGUGGGUGUGGGGGGUAGCGGCCGUCGCUGCGCUCGCACUGGUUUGCGUCCCUGGCGCCCAGGCUCACGGAUUCCUCAAAUCGCCGAUCAGCCGUAACUAUUUUGCGAGGAUCAACAACGAGUACUACUGCCAUCAUUGCGGCCAGGGUGGUGGACAGUGGAAGAUGCCUGACGUAUGCGGCAACCCAUUUCAGGACAGCCCGCCGAUCAACUUCACCACGCGCUUUUACGGCUUCGUGGCCAACUACACGCAGGGUCAGGAGGUGGACAUCACCAUCAACAUCGCCACCAACCACGGCGGCCGCAUGGCGAUGCGCGUGUGUCCGCUGUCCCGGGGCCUCAUCUCCCACGACUGCUUCAACAACCCCGCCAACCAGUUGCGCCGCGUCUCGUCCAACCCCCAGUACGACGCCAAGCUGUACUGGUACGUGCGGCCCAAUGACAUCGACAUCACACAGCGCUUCCGCCUGCCGCCCGGCGUCAGCUGCGCCGACGGCUGCGUGCUGCAGUGGUGGUGGGUGGCGUACCAGUUCUGCUACAUGCCCUGCGAGUCAGCCGCUGACGACGUGGCAGGGGAGUGCGGCCGCAACCUGAACGGACCAGUCGGGCAGUGCACCGGCGGUUAUCUGCAGACCGAGCAGUUCUACAACUGUGCCGACGUCAUGAUUGCACCGGCCACCUCCAGCGGCACUCCCUCGCCUUCACCUUCUCCAUCUCCCAUCGCCACCCCUUCACCCUCCGCUACCGCCUCACCCACCCCCAGCCCCGCUCCUACCCCUUCGCCCAGCCCUGCCCCUACCCCUUCUCCCAGCCCCACCCUCAGCCCCAGCCCUUCUCCCAGCCCUUCCCCCAGCCCUUCUCCCAGCCCUGCUGCCAACUUCUCCUCCGGCGAAUACGACUACGCCGCACUUAUCGACGCCUCCUACUUCUUCUAUGAGGCCCAGCAGACCGGGCCGCUGCCGCCGUGGAACCGGGCUGCGCAGGUCAACGGCGGCUGGCGCAAUGACAGCUACAUGGCUGACGGUGCCGACAUCGGUGCCGACCUGCGGGGCGGCUGGUUUGAUGCCGGAGACCACAUGAAGUUCGCGCUGCCGUACAGCUGGGCUGUGUCCACGCUGGCUUGGUCUGUGCUGGAGUUCCCCGCUGCCUACAGCUCCGCCCCCGGCCUGUGGGCCACCGCCAAGCGCAACCUGCUGUUUGCGGCUGACUACCUCGUGCGGUCGCACGUGACCGCCUCGGAUGUGCCUUCAGAGAAUCGCUUCGUGGCGCAGGUGGGAGACACGGACACGGACCACUCGCGCUGGUGCCGUCCCGAGCAGUGCGGCGCCGUGGAGGGACCCUACCGCCCCACCUGGCUCACCACCGCAACCAAGCCCGGCUCCGACGUGGUGGGCGAGGCGGUGGCGGCGCUGGCGGCCGUGGCCAUGGUGGUGGCGGCGGACGAGCCGGCCAGCCCAGUGGCGGCGCAGCUGCUGGUGCAUGCACGGCAGCUGUACGCCUUUGGCAAGGCCUUCCCCGGCGCCUGGUCGCUGACGUCAGACGAGGGUGACUACCCCUACCGCUACGGCAACCACGUGUGGCAGGACGACAUGCUGUGGGCGGCGGCCAUGAUGUGCCGGGCGGGUCAGGGCGCCGGCUACUGCGCCGACGCGGUGACGUACUGGAACGCUGCAGCCAACAUGGGCGUGGGCUGGAGCAGCGGCAUGGACUGGGACAAUGCCUUCAAUGAGGCCAGUGUGAUGAUGUUGGGCAUGGCCGAUAAGCUCAGCCCCGCCUUCCUGGCCAACGUGCGGACCCGCAUGGACUGGAACCUCAAUCUGUGGCACGUUUCCACGCUGUGCACGGCCCCGCCUGCCGGCACCGACAGCAACGGCGACGGACUCGUUGACGACGGCCACAUCUGUUACUCGCCGCGCGGUCUGGUGCACCAGAUGCAAUGGGGCACGCUGCGCGUCACUGCCAACGCGGCCGCCACCAAACUGGUCUACUCCAAGUACACCACAGCCAACACCGCAGACACACAGCGCCAGCGCUGCUGGGCGCGACGCCAGAUGCGGCUGAUGCUGGGCGACUGGGGCCGCAGCUUCGUGGUGGGCGUGGGGAACAACCCGCCGCAGCGGCCGCACCACUCCUCGUCCAUGUGCGACCCUGACUACUCGGUUGUGUGUGACGGCAACACGGCCGCACUGGACCGGCCCAACCCCUCGGUGCUGCGCGGCGCCCUGGUGGGCGGGCCCCGCAAAGACGACACGUACGAGGACAACCGAAUGGACUACAUCCUAAACGAGGUGGCCAUCGACUACAACGGCGGCUUCACAGUGGCACUUGCCGGGCUGCUGCAGCUGGGCGCAUCAACCCCCGACUGGAAUGCCUACUGCGGCGCCACUCCCUCGCCCGUUCCCUCGCCGACUCCCACUCCCUCGCCCAGCCCCUCGCCCACUCCCACUCCCUCGCCCAGCCCCUCGCCCGCUCCCAUUCCCUCGCCCAGCCCCUCGCCCACUCCCUCUCCCUCGCCCAGCCCCUCCGCCACUCCCUCCCCAAGCCCCUCUCCGUCACCCAGCCCCAGCCCCAGCCCCUCCCCCAGCCCCAGCCCCAGCCCCAGCGGCAACCCCAGCUGCCCCCCCACCGAGUACGACUGUCAGCAGUGCGCCGCCAACGCCGACGCCGUACAGUCACUGCUGCCCGGCAUGACGGCGCCGUGCCAGACCUGCGCCGCCGCCAUUGCCGACGGCUGGCCCUGCUACAACUGCCUGGCUACGCCGCUGGUCUCCACCAAUCCCAGCAUCAUGCAAGGCUGCUUCGACUGCGCCGCCGCCGGCGUCAACGGCUGGGCCUGCACCCAGUGCACCAAGGGAGCGCUGUCUGCCACCGACAACGCCAACUGCGCCACCUGCUACCGCCGUGCCUCGUCAGGCAACAACUGGGGCUGCCUGGAGUGCCAGACGGCUGGCGGCUCCAGUGAGGGCCGGCGGGCAGCUUGCCUGGCGUGUGUGGGCAACAACAGCGACGCCUGGGCUUGCACCCAGUGCGCCUCGCGCUAUGGCACGCCGUGUGAGGCGGAGAAGUGCGUGGCGUGCCUCAAGGCCAGCGGCAACGCCUGGGGCUGCUACACAGCAACGUACGCGGCACAGUGCGGCGGCGGUCGCCGCAGCCUGGGGGUGGAGGCGCAAGCCAGCACAUGGCACGUCGUACGGCGGCCAUGACCUGCGGUACGGCAGCAGUGCUUCUGCCCGGCGGCACGGCAGCAGGCAGCGCGGCGCACACACGCACACACGCACCAGAACGGGUGUAUAGACGCGGAACAAUUGUUGCGCAUGCAAGGCACGUUGCAUGCUGGACACACGAGAUCCAGCUAUCUAUCUAUGCUUACUUAUGCUUUUAACGCCAUGAGCAGGAAGGUUUAUCCUGAGUGGGCGUGUGGGGGAUCUUCAUGAGCCGGCUUCAUUUGGGGUCUGUUCGCCACAGACGGAGUUCUGAAAGGUCGGCCACACAGGCACAUACGAACUCCGUUGAUUAAUGUGGUGUGUCUGCUGGCUUCAUGCUUCUAGUAGUCUGCUUGCGUUGGCUUCAUGCUCUGGCUUCAUAUUCAUACCCAGCACUUAGACACGUUACUCAUGGCGUUCGGUGUGCUCGGACUUGCAGUCUAGUCUGCGGCCGGCGUGCGGCAACAGAGAUGGGGACGUCUCCUUGACGGGCCAGGAUGUGAUCUCACCAGACCUCUCCACCAUUGAUGCAUCUCCCAAUACAGGUGCUUUGUACAUACAUCCACAAUAUACGGUAUGCAUAAGAGCUCCGUCAGUAGGCGGUGGGGCAUUUCAUCAGUGGGCAGUGACGUUUCUAGACGCUGCCACGCACACGUGGCCCCACAGGUGCUGCACAUUCAUGCGUCCAAUCCGGGCUAUUGUCUUGGCGUGCGUGCGUGCGCUUGACCGUGUGCAACUGGUUUUGGCGUGCCCGCCCGGUGCCCCGUUCCCGGCUAUGGAUUUCAGCGGCGGUUUGCGUGCUGGGGGACUGGCCUGAAGUUCCGCGUACAGUACUCAUUUUGGCCAGCUAAAGCUGUCCAGACCGGGGGGGGGUAUUCAUUUCUUGACGUGUCUCGAUCCGCGUGGGGGUGUUACGUGACUGUCCAGCUGACUGUUCAUGUGACUGUUGAGCGUAUAUCCAGCCGUAUGGCCCGCACCCUGUCCUGAGCCGUCUGGCCCGCAUGCUGUUCUGCAACUGAUGAUGGUCGUCCCAUCAUUUCCGGCUGUCAGCGCACGCGCGCGGUCACGUUAUGACGGUCCACACCGUACGGUAUACUGCCGGCCUCUGGCUGUAACCCACCGGUGAC